CUGGGUCAGGAGCUGGUUUCGGUGAGCACCACAAUUAGAAGUCAAUACAAUUUAAUAUUAAAGAACUUUUCAGAAAAAUGUCAUAACCCAGGAAGCAGUAACUCAAGACUAGGAUCUGGGUGACCGGAAAUCGUACACCAUGGAUCUUAGUAUCCUUCACAAAAUCGAUGAGGAUCUGGACUCGGAAGAGGUCGCUGCUUUGAAAUUUUUGUGCCUUGAUCACAUCCCAAAAAAGAAGCAGGAGACCAUAAGAGAUGCCAAAGACUUGUUUAUCAGACUGAAGGAGCAGGGAAAGCUGGGGGAUGACGACCAAGACAUUGUCCCCGAGCUCCUCUACACAAUUAGGAGGUUCGACCUGCUGAAAGUGUGGGGAACGUCCAAACAAGAGGUUCAAAACAGACUUGAUACGUCCGGAAAGAUACCUGCGUUCAGGAAAAUGCUCUACAACAUUUCUGAAAAUCUAACUACAGAUGAAGUGAAGGCAAUCAAGUUCUUGUUGACUGAAGAGCUCCGCAGGUCCACAUUGGAAGAUGACGCAACCAUACUGGAUGUUUUUGCGGAAAUGGAGAAGAUGGAGAUUUUAGGAGAAGACGAGCUGAGUAGGUUACAACAUGUCUGCAGUAAAACCAGCAAAGACAUAGCCCAAAAGAUCGAGGACUAUAAACAGAAACAAGCUGCAAGGACCCAGACACCCUAUCCCUUUGACAUGGGCCGAAGUGCAGCUUUAGUUCCUCCUAGCAGUGGUGCCUUUGUAGAACAUCACAACAGACAGCAUCCACAGCACUCACAGCAGUUUGGAGAUCAUACACUUGAUUUACCGGGCCAGCAAUCUUCACAAAACAGUGAAGUCCCCCCAAGACUCAGCCUUGAUGCCGGGCCUGUGUCUGUAACAUCUGUGGACAACAUGAUUGCAGUUUAUAAAAUGACGAGCAAGCCCAGGGGCUAUUGUGUGAUAAUAAACAACAAGGACUUUGAAAGAGCAAGGUUGAAAUUUCCUUCACGACUUUUGAAAGACAGAAAAGGCACAGAUAUCGAUGCUGAGUAUCUGUCAAAGGUCUUCAAGUGGUUGCAUUUUGAAGUAGUGCAGUACAAUGACCAGACGGCAGAGGAAAUCCGUUCCACUAUGGAGAGCUACCGCAAGCGGGACCACAGUAGCAUGGACUGCUUCGUCUGCUGUAUCCUCUCCCAUGGAUUGAAGGGAGCCAUUGAAGGCACAGACGGCGGUUCUGUCUCCAUUCGGGACAUUACCUCCUAUUUUACUGGCAAAAGGUGCCCUUCUCUUACGAAAAAGCCAAAGGUCUUUUUCAUCCAAGCUUGCCAGGGGCAAAAAAUCCAAAUAGCUGUGAAAAUCUAUUCAGACGGUGAAGGUCCUGUUUCACAAGUGGAAAAUGAACCGGAGCCUGAAGCGGAUGCAGGCCCAGUACAGAUGGACACAAUCCCCAACGAUUCAGACUUCCUCCUCGGCAUGGCUACAAUGGAGGAUUACUUAUCCUACAGAAGCAUCUCCAAAGGCUCCUUCUACAUUCAGGCCCUGUGCAGGAAUCUGGAGCUGCUCUGCCCCAGGAACGAAGACAUUCUAAGCAUCCUGACGACAGUGAACAGAGAAGUGAGCAGGGAAAACUUUAUGAACAGCAAGCAGAUGCCAGAGCCAAGAUAUACCCUGACAAAAAAACUCCUCUUCCCUACGUCUUGAGUGUGAAAACAAAGCUGAAAAGAAGCAAAUGUCUGUGCUGCCGCUUAGCAGUAAAUGUACAAAAAAAAGGAGCUGUAAUAAUGUGAGGAACAGCUGUGUGUGUGUGUGUGUGUGUGUUUCCUGGUACAGUAUCAUAGCAUGGUGUGUUUUGAAAAAUGUGCAAAGGUGUAUUUUCUGAGAGGGAUAAAAAAAACAUUUUAACUGUAUAAAACUUGCAAGAAAUAACUUAGUAGCAGUUAAAUUACUGUUGUAACCAGUUUCUUUACAAUCUUCAACUGUACAAAGCAAUAUCCUAUUCCUUUCUGCUAAUUUGGUUUAAUAAAACUGACUUUAGUCAUUGGAUUUAGAGCAUCUGUCACAAAGCACAUGGUUACCUGUCAGAAUUGUAUUUCAUCAUAUUAAUGUCAGAUUUUGUACUAGACUCUUCAAUAAGAUGAUUUUUUUUUUUUAAAUACACAUUUUAAUAAACUAUUUAACAGAAAAA
Molecule: messenger RNA, 2177 nt
Organism: Polyodon spathula (Mississippi paddlefish)
Lineage: Eukaryota; Metazoa; Chordata; Actinopteri; Acipenseriformes; Polyodontidae
Product: caspase-8-like
Exons: 11
Coding region: 140-1693 (517 amino acids)
Biological process (GO): negative regulation of extrinsic apoptotic signaling pathway via death domain receptors; proteolysis
Molecular function (GO): cysteine-type endopeptidase activity; protein binding
Source: RefSeq, a predicted model, not a curated record